Molecule: messenger RNA, 4008 nt
Organism: Macrosteles quadrilineatus (aster leafhopper)
Lineage: Eukaryota; Metazoa; Arthropoda; Insecta; Hemiptera; Cicadellidae
Exons: 1
Coding region: 1-4008 (1335 amino acids)
Biological process (GO): DNA integration
Molecular function (GO): nucleic acid binding
Source: RefSeq, a predicted model, not a curated record
AUGGAUUCUGAAAAUAAUCCCUCUCCUAAUGUGUCUAAAGGUAACACAGACAAACGAGCUCCAAGUUCUGACUCAAAUAAAAAUGAAUCUGGUUUUGUUGGUUUGACAAAUACAGAGAACACAGUUCUUCUUGCCACUGCUUUAAUUGUGGUAAAAUCAAGCGAAGGUAAGACCCUAGUUUGUAGGGGAGUUUUAGAUUCUGCUGCUCAGUCUACCUUCAUUACUCAAAGAUGUGCUCAGUCUUUAAGGAUUAAGCGCUCUCAUGCUAAUAAAACGCUUAUUAAUGGCAUCUCGUCUGCUCAGGUGAAAACAAAAGGGUUAACUCAUGUCACUCUCCAGUCCCUUAGUGGAUAUGUAUUGGCAAGCUCUCACCCUGUCUUCAUUUUGGAUAAUAUCACUCCAGAUUUACCUCGAGCUAAGAUCACUCCUGAAGUUCGCUCACAGAUGCAACAUUUAAUGUUAGCCGAUCCUACUUUUGAUAAACCCGCUCCUAUUGAUGUUCUAAUUGGAGCUGACCUUUUUGCCUCCUCUGUGAAAGGCCAGUUUUUGUCACUUGGUGAGAAUAUGCCUGUAGCAAUUGACACCAUUUUUGGAUAUGCGCUCUUAGGAUCGACCCCUGUUGCCUCAACUUGCAAAAAUUCAUUUCAUGGAUUAGUCACACUCUUAACCACCAAUAGUUUGGAUCUUCACACCUCUAUCCAACAGUUUUGGGCUGUAGAGGAACCCCCUCUUACAAGCAAGCAAUCCUUAGCCGAAGAAAAAUGUGAAAAACAUUUUGUAUCUACGCACUCUCGCACUCCUGAAGGAAGAUAUAUUGUCUCUUUGCCUUUCUCAGACGAUCCGUCAACAUUAGGCAACUCGAGCAAAAUGGCAAAAUCCCUAUUCUGGUCUCUGGAGAAUAAAUUUCGUUCUAAUCCUGAUUUCAAGGAAACUUAUGUUGAUUUUAUGAGAGAUUACCUGUCUUCGGGACAUAUGACACUCUGUCAGUCACCACGUCUUAAAAAUAAUCCUCAUUACUACCUUCCACAUCAUGGAAUUUUUAAAGAUGGAAAAUUAAGGGUAGUAUUCAACGCAUCAGCACCUACAUCAACAUCUCUGUCUCUCAACAGUAUUCUUCAUCAAGGACCAAAACUCCACAACAACAUAUGUGACAUCAUUCUCAACUUUCGCCGACAUGCGGUUGUUUUUUCAUGCGACAUCAAGCAGAUGUUUCGACAAGUCCUUGUAAAGGAAUCUGAUCAGAUAUUUCAACUUAUUUUCUGGAGAGAGAAUGAUAAAAUGCCUCUUCAAAUCUAUCAGCUAGCGACUGUCACUUAUGGGCUCACAUCAUCGCCCUACUUGGCAAAUCGUGUCAUUCAACAACUCAUUAUUGAUGAAGGAAAAAAUCAUCCUCUAGCCGCAACUGCUCUAAAGGAUCAGAUUUAUGUCGAUGACGCCCUAUUGGGUAGUAAUUGCGUAGAAAACGCUCUUUUGUUGAAAAAUGAUGUGGUUCAGUUACUCAAAAAAGGAGGUUUCGAGUUAAGAAAAUGGUCUUCGAAUAAUCCAUUACUCUUACAGUCGAUCCCUGAAGAUCACAAAGAAAAACCUAUUGGUUUUCGAGCUCCCGAACAACCAGUUCAUAGUGUUUUAGGACUUAAAUGGAUUCCUAAUGAAGAUGUUUUUUCUUAUUCUGUAGGAACUCAAAAUAUUAAGGAAACUCCUACAAAAAGAAUUGUUUUAAGUGUGAUAUCACAGAUCUAUGACCCGUCAGGAUGGUUAACUCCUGUAACCUUCUGGUCCAAAUCCUUCAUGCAAUACUUAUGGACACUUGGUCUCGAUUGGGAUGAACCCCUAGACGACAGCGUUAUAUCAGUUUGGAACAAGUUCGCCAAUGAACUUCCAUAUAUUGAAAUGCUCAAGAUACCUCGCUACGUGGGACUUUCUUCAGCUAAAGAUAUUCAGCUACAUGCUUUUUCUGAUGCAAGUGAAGCAGGAUAUUGUAGUUGUGUUUACCUGAGAGUUGUAAAUUCACAAGGAAUUAUAUCGACUUAUCUUCUGAUAGCGAAGUCAAGAGUCGCACCUCUGAAGCGUAUUUCCAUACCUCGCUUGGAGCUCUGCGGAGCACACCUGAUGUCUAAGCUCCUAAAUUACUGUAUACAACUUCUCUCACCUCACUGCAAGAUUAGUUCAUACACAGCUUGGUGCGAUUCCACAAUCGUGCUUUCAUGGAUUGGCAUGCCCUCUUAUCGACUCAAGGUUUAUGUGUCAAAUCGAGUUGCAGAAAUACAGGAAAAUAUCCCACCUUCAUUUUGGCAACAUAUUUCAUCACUAGAAAAUCCAGCGGAUGUUGGGUCAAGGGGUACCGCCCCACAAGAUUUGAUUAACCACACACUUUGGUGGAAUGGACCUGUCUGGUUGUGUAACUCUGAAGAAAAUUGGCCAAAGUCUGUCUGUAAAUCUUUACCUGAAGAGUCUAUCCCUGAAACUAAGAUUCUCACAGUUAACACUCUCUCUGCUGUUCCGGAUGAACCAUUUUCUCUCCUCACUCGCUUCUCAUCUUGGACAACACUACUUCAUGUUUCCGCAUACCUGCUGCGCUUCAUUCAUAACACCAGAAAUAAAGUUAAACAAAUUGGGAAUUUAACUUCUCAGGAGAUAAAAGAGGCUCAUAACCUGAUUUGUAAAUUGGUUCAACGAGAAUAUUUUUCUGAAGAAAUCUCAUGUUUGAAAUCCAAUAAACCUUGCUCUGUACGCAUUAGACGCCUAGCUCCUUAUCUGGAUAAAGAUGGCCUCAUUCGAGUAGGGGGAAGAAUAAACAAGGCUGAUAUCUCUGAAGAUCACAAACACCCCGUCUUGCUACCUAAAGGUCAUAGGUUAGUUGAUAUUUUGAUUGACCACCAUCAUGUCUUAUAUUUGCACUCUGGUCCAACUCUAACUCAGGCUAUGCUGGCAAACAAGUACUGGAUUCUCAGUGCUAGAAGCUUAAUAAGAUCUAGGAUCUUUAAAUGCAUAAAAUGUUUCAGAUGUAAACCUCCUCAUUCUUCUCCACUCAUGGGGGAAUUACCUAUGAAUCGAGUUACACCUUCAAGGCCAUUUUCCAUAUCUGGUGUAGAUUAUGCAGGACACUUCUUUGUGAAGCAACAUCUACUAAGACGAGUUCAACCUAUCAAGGUUUAUAUUUGUAUAUUUAUUUGCUUCUCUACUAAGGCGGUACACAUAGAAGUAGUAACCGACCUAACAGCGGAUGCCUAUUUAGCCGCUCUUACCAGAUUUGUCUCCAGACGAGGAAUCGUUUCAGAUAUUCACUGUGACAAUGCUACAAAUUUCACAGGUGCAUCCGAAAAACUCAGACGCAACUUUGAAAAUUUAAUCAAGGAUUCCACAGUACAAUGCUACGCUGAGAAUUUCAAUAUUAAAUUUCACUUCUUACCUCCACAUGCACCUCAUCAGGGAGGCCUUUGGGAGAGGGCUGUCAAAAGUGUGAAAUUUCACCUAAUAAGAGUCAUUGGACAACAGACCCUGUCACUGGAAGAGUUUUCGACUUUAAUCACCCGUAUUGAAGGAAUGAUGAACUCUAGGCCUAUAACUCCUCUUUCUUCUGAUCCCUCGGACCUAGAAGCUUUGACGCCAGGUCAUUUUUUAGUAGGUGGUCCUCUUAUGACACCUCUUGAACCUGACUUGCGUAGCAUUCCUAUCAACCGAUUAAAACGCUGGCAGGUAGUCCAACAGUUCAGUCAACAUAAUAUGGGUCGCUUCAGUCAACGAGAUAUUAUCUGGGCUCGCUGGCAGAAAGAGUAUCUGUACACUCUUCAAGAGAGAAAUAAAUGGGUCAACCCCAAGAAGAAUAUUGAAGUCAAUGACUUGGUUGUCAUUCAUGAAGACAACUUGCCUCCACUCUCCUGGAAGCUUGGACGAGUUCUCUCCGUUUCACCUGGUACUGAUGGAAUAGUACGGGUCGUGCACCUGAAGACCGCAAGUGGACACCUCUCUCGUCCUGUGACAAAGGUGUCUGUCCUUCCUAUGGAAUAG